Messenger RNA from Loxodonta africana (African savanna elephant), 1139 nucleotides. Its product is annotated as putative serine protease K12H4.7. The coding region runs from base 9 to 779 and encodes 256 amino acids. Lineage: Eukaryota; Metazoa; Chordata; Mammalia; Proboscidea; Elephantidae. The transcript has 6 exons. Gene Ontology annotation, biological process: proteolysis. The record is from RefSeq and is a predicted model, not a curated record. Gene Ontology annotation, molecular function: serine-type exopeptidase activity; dipeptidyl-peptidase activity.
UUGUGAAGAUGCUGAAACUUCCAAAAUACUACAGUAAGCUUGAAAAUGAUUUCACGUUAUGUAAACCUAUGAGACUUUACUCUGCAAUGGACAAAGCCUUUUUUCUAGACCGUUUGAUGUUUCCACUUAAGUCCGCUGUUCAGAAUAAUAGGAAUGAAAAGAAUUAUAAGGGAGAACAGAUUUCAUUCAGCAUCGAUGAACUUUGUGACAUGAUGGCUAACACCUCACUGGGUUCACCAUACUAUAGAUACAUCAGGAUUAUACAGUUACUAUACAAUCAUGAAUAUUUGCGUUGCUUUCCUGCACAUUACAGAAAGAAACUGGAAGUCUACUUGGACUCUUACAUCAACCACCAAAAUCCUGCAAUAGGCAGGCAAUUCUUCUACCAGUCUUGCACUGAAUUUGGGUUCUUUCAGACCACGGAUUCAAAGAACCAGCCCUUCACUGGGUUGCCUCUCAGUUAUUUUGUUCAACAAUGUUCUGAUUUCUUUGGCCCUGAGUUCAAUUAUGAUUCACUGAACACAGGUGUUAUGUCGACCAAUGCAUACUAUGGUGGCUUCAACGUGACAGGAAGCAAAAUCAUCUUUCCCAAUGGUUCCUUUGAUCCUUGGCACCCUCUGGGGAUCACAAAGGAUAUCAGUAAAGAUUUACCUGCUGUCUUCAUUAAAGGUUCAGUACAUUGUGCAGAUACAUUCGAACAAAAGGAUAUUGAUUCAGCUGAACUGAUUCAUGCACGAGAAAAAAUCUUCCGGAUUCUACGAAAAUGGCUAAAGAAAUAGAUCUCUCUGAAAAACACAUGCAACAGAACCUGAAAUCUAGACUCUCAUUUUAUUGCUGAAAUGCAAAAUGUCCUACAAGGGUGAAAUUAGAGUAAUCCCUCUCUGUAGGAUUUAAGUUGGUUUUGUGUUCAUGGAGGGUCAUCUUGUUCCUCCUUUCUUGGUGACCUUGCAAAGGAGCAGAUCAUCCAGCACACAAGAAAUAAUUACCCUGGAAUACCAGGUGUAAACAUUCAGUUGGUUGCCAUGGUGAUGGAAGCUAUACUUUCCAUGUUUUCCUGAACAAUCUCUAUUUCAUCACUCUUAUUCUUUUCAAUAAAGGCUGUUCAUAACAUGCAAAUAUAAAUGUUUUGAUUUGUUUUA